AUGUUUUCUAAUUACUUGUUUAAACGUUCAGCGUAUUUAUUAAAAUCGAUCAGAAAGGCUCACACUCAAGGUGAAUAUGUGGGUAACGUCAGGCAUUACUUCUACUUUCUCGAUCACGAAGGACAAUUGUUUUUGGAAGAUGCGAGGAUUAAAAAUUUUACAUCUUGUUACAAAGGUAAUUUUCUAUUUAGUGUUUUUAGUUGGUAAAUUUUUGUUAGUUUUGAUUAUGUUAUUGUAGUAGUGAGACGUUCUCUACUACAAUAUAAAAUUAUUUUUUGAUAAGCUUUUUUCUAUUUUAUAUUAUAGUUUUAUUGUUUUAUCUGAUAUUAUUUCAGAUAAAAAAUUUUUAACUUUUUUCUUAAGACGGCUAGCUCUGAAUAACUCUGGCCAAUACCCAGAGUUUCCCUAUAUCAGUGAAUGUCAAGGUGAACUGAACUUCUUGAAGUGUGAUGAUCGACCUUAUGUGUUCACAACACUGGAUGAGGAAUCGAAUACGUGGAUCGUCAAUAAUUCGAAUAGAAAAGUUGCAUUUGAGGUAAUUUUGAAUGUUUUUUAUUUCUUGGAUAUGUUGAUCUUAUCAUUUCAAGUUGUAUUCAAAUAUCUAUCAAGUGGAAUCAUAAGUUUCAGCCGUCCAAAUUGUGUAUGUUCCCUAACGGUCGCUUGUACCACCCAUCCCCGUUCGAAGCCUAUGGCUUGGUGAGAUCAGCGAUCGCGGAGGCGUUGUUUCGUCGAUUCAGGUUCGGUGACGAUGGGAUUCCAGUGGAGUUCGAGUGGCAGGGCCGGCUGAUAUCACUGACUAACGGAUUGUUGAUUCACCGUGACAAUUAA
This is a messenger RNA of Bursaphelenchus okinawaensis, 828 nucleotides long. The record is from the annotation of a GenBank genome assembly. Lineage: Eukaryota; Metazoa; Nematoda; Chromadorea; Rhabditida; Aphelenchoididae.